Molecule: messenger RNA, 1688 nt
Organism: Nicotiana tabacum (common tobacco)
Lineage: Eukaryota; Viridiplantae; Streptophyta; Magnoliopsida; Solanales; Solanaceae
Product: serine/threonine-protein kinase Aurora-3-like
Biological process (GO): protein phosphorylation
Molecular function (GO): protein kinase activity; ATP binding
Source: RefSeq, a predicted model, not a curated record
AUUAAAUUGAAUUACAGAUCCCGUCUUCCCUAAGCACUUGCAAAGAUGGCUACCAAAAUUCAAAUUCACCCUCCGAAACCCACAAAACAACCACCAAAAACUCCCAGUAAGCAAUGGUCCCUCCAGGAUUUCGAGAUCGGGAAACCCCUCGGCAAAGGCAAAUUCGGCCGUGUAUACCUCGCCCGAGAAAUCAAGAGUGGGUUUAUAGUGGCAUUGAAGGUGAUAUUCAAGGAGCAAAUAGAGAAAUACAGGUUGCAUCACCAACUUAGAAGGGAAAUGGAGAUUCAAACAAGUCUUCGCCACCCGAAUGUACUGAGGCUAUAUGGCUGGUUCCAUGACGAGGAGCGGAUUUACUUGAUUUUGGAGUACGCUCACCGCGGUGAGCUCUACAGGGAGCUCAGGAAGACUGGUCGCCUGCCUGAGAAACAGGCUGCCACGUAUAUUGCAAGUCUCACACAAGCACUGGCGUAUUGUCAUGAGAAGCAUGUCAUUCACAGGGACAUAAAGCCAGAAAACUUGUUACUUGAUCGUGAGGGCCACUUGAAGAUUGCAGACUUUGGGUGGUCUGUACAAUCUAGAAGCAAGAGACAUACAAUGUGCGGAACUCUGGAUUAUCUAGCACCAGAAAUGGUGGAGAACAAAGCUCAUGAUUAUGCAGUUGACAAUUGGACGCUGGGGAUCCUUUGCUAUGAGUUUUUAUAUGGUGUGCCUCCAUUUGAGGCCGAAAAACAGACCGACACAUUCAAAAGAAUUAUGAAGGUAGACCUCAGCUUCCCUUCAACACCUGAUGUGUCUGCUGAAGCUAAGAAUCUCAUUAGCCAGCUUCUUGUGAAGGAGUCUUCAAAAAGGCUCUCUCUUCAAAAAAUCAUAGAGCACCCUUGGAUAACUAAGAAUGUCGAUCUAGCGGGAACUUGCUCAAAGUGACAUUUUCACAUACCACUCGAGAUGAUUAUCACAUCUAAUAGGAAAAAGAGCUGAAACACCAGAAGAUGAAUAACAUUGUAGGAUCUUCUACUUUCACUAGACUGGGCUUCCGUCAUCUUGUAAUUGUUACUUGAAAAUCAAGAUGUACUAAAGAGUAAUAUAGGAUUAUGAAGGUAGACCUCAAUUUCCCUUCAACUCUUGAUAUUUAUGCUGAAGCUAAGAAUCUCGUUAGCCAGGUAAAUUGAUUAUUACUUGUCUAUGCUUUAGUUCUGUAAGAAGAAACAAUGUCAUGCAAUAAUAGUUGCAUUCCUUUCUGAUGGUUUACCUUUGCACUUUGCAGCUUCUUGAGAAGGACUCUUCAAAAAGGCUCUCUUUUCAAAAGAUCAUGGAACGCCCUUGGAUAACUAAGAAUGCCGAUCUAGCGAGAACCAGCUCAAGGUGACAUUUUCACAUGCCACUCGAGAUCGGCAUUCUUAAUUAUCUGAGGGUGCUCCAUGAUCUUUUGAAGAGAGAGCCUCUUUGAAGAGUCCUUCACAAGAAGCUGCAAAGUGCAAAGGUAAACCAUCAGAAAGGAGUGCAACUAUUUCAUGCCAUUGUUUCUUCUCCCAGAACUGAUCAAUUUAUUUGUGGCUAAUGAAAUUCUUAGCUAGACACAUCAGGUGUUGAAGGGCAGAUGCGGUCUACCUUCACAAUUCUAUAUUAAUCUAAGUUAGUACUCCUAUAUUAAAAGGGAAUUGGUCCUUGGUCAAUUUGUAUCAGAUAAA